AUGAAGACGGCGCAACCGGAGGCGGGCGACGGCGUAUUCUCGCGGGCGGCCGAGCUGCUCAACUCUGUGUUCAAUCGGCCCAACGCUGACGAGGACGAUGCCGCGCCUCCACCCCGGUCUCAGCGCGGCGCCAGCUUGCCUUCAAAGGCGUCAUUGCGCAUGAGCAUCGCUCGGUUCGAGGAGGAAGGAAGGUUUUCGAGUGAUGCAGUCGAUCACGAGAAGAUUCUCAGCAAGAGGGUGUGUCUCAACCGGGAGCAGGGCACUAAGUUCGCCUCGAAUCGGGUCAUCACCUCUCGGUACACCAUCCUCACCUUUGUACCGCGGUCGCUCUUUUCACUUCUCAACCCGUUCAACCGCUUCGCGAACUUCUACUUUCUCGUCGUCGGCUGCCUGCAGGCCGUGCCUGCCAUUACCAUCACCGAGGGGCGCGCGGGCACCUUCAUGCCGCUCUCGUUUGUGCUAUUCGUCGACAUGCUCAUGCGCGCAAUCGAGGACUACGCGCGCCACCGCUCGGACGCGGAGACCAACUCGAAGCCCGUCGACGUGCUGCACGGCACGUCCGCGCGGCCCGUGAUGUCAGACGUGCCUAUCGCGCCGUGGGAUCUCGGCUAUGAUGACCGUGGCAGCCGCAACUCCUCGGUGGGCCGAAAGAGCGGCGCCAUCGGGCCGACUGCCGCUGGGCCCUGCUGGCAGACGUUGCCCUGGGACAAGGUGCGGGUCGGUGACGUCGUGCGCGUCGGGAACCGGGGUGCUAUACCAGCAGAUCUCCUGCUGCUGGGCGCGUCGCCGGAGGCGGGCUCAGCCUGGGUCAACACCAAGCCCCUCGACGGCGAAUCCGACACCAAGCUGCGCAUGGCGGUCGCCCCCACGUCGCUGCAGCUUGAGGGGCUGCGCGGCCCGGAGGUAGCCGAGCGGCUGGCGCGGUUUGAUGGGACCCUGCUGUGUGAGCUGCCGAACGACAAGGUCAACGACUUUGUUGGCCGCCUGCAACUCUGCCCCUCGGGUCCGCACAAAUUCGGCGGCGCCCGCGUGACCGUCGAUCGAGACAACAUGCUCUUGCGCGGCUGCCAGCUACGAAACACAGAGGCGGCCUUCGGGAUGGUCGUCUCUGCCGGCGUGGAGUGCAAGAUCAACUUUUCUGGCAAAAAGCUCGGCGAGUUUGAGACCGAACGGACGGGCCACAUUGCCUCCGCCGUCAACAUCGACGUCGCUGGGGUGGCCGUGUUGCUGGUUCUGGUGUGCUGUGUCGGCGCCAGCGGGGCUAUGAUCUGGAUGCGCGACGGUGGUAACCCCUGGUAUCUCGCGCUCGACCCACCGCCGCCCGCCGUCGAGCCCUGGACCCUCCUUGAGACCACGUACCAGUUUCUCUGCCAGCUGGGUCGCUUCUUCCUGCUCUCUUACCAAUUCAUCCCAGUCUCGCUCUACGUGUCCAUGUCCAUGGUUUGCUCUUUCAACUCGUACUUCGUCACCAACGACCUACGCCUCUACGACGAGGAGCAGGAUGAGCCUUGCCGCGUGCGCUCGAUGGCGCUGCUUGAGGACCUUGGCCAGGUGACGCACGUCUUCUCGGACAAGACGGGUACUCUCACCGCAAACCACAUGGAGUUUCGGCGCUGCCUCGUGGGUGGCGUCGCCUACGGCUCUGGCGCCACCGCCAUCUCCGCCUUCCUUGACGCCCAGGGUCGCACUGGUCGUGCGACGGCGGCCACCGCUGGCCUCGCCGUGUGCAAGGCGACCACGGAGCCGUAUGUCAACUAUGAGGAGGCGGCUGGCUCGCCGUCGCUGGUGGAGCUGCUCCGGCAGCCGGAGCUGCAGGCGGCGGCGGCGGCUCGUGAUCUCCUAAUACACCUCGCGCUCAACCACUCGGUGAUGCUCGAGCCCGUCGAUGGCCAAGAGGACCUCUGCGCCUCGUCGCCCGACGAGCUCGCGUUCGUCUCGGCCGCCGAGUACUUUGGGAUCGAGUUUACGGCGCGCGACGCCUCGCGCGGCCGCAUCCAGCUGCGCGACAAGGCCUCGGGGGAGACGCUUGAGGUUGAGCUCCUCGACGUGUUCCCGUACGAGUCUUCGCGCAAGCGCAUGUCGGUGGUGGUGCGGCUGCCACCCUCGCUCUUGCCGCCGGGUUCCAGCUGCCGUGAGGUGCUCUAUUGCAAGGGCGCCGACUCAGUGCUUCUCAACGCCCUCGACGCUGACGCGCACGACCCGGAGCUGAUUGAACACACCGAGUCGACGCUAGGCGAGUGGUCGGAGAUUGCUCUGCGGACCCUCGUGUUUUGCCGGCGUGAGUUGCCGCACUUUGAGGAGUGGCGCAAGCGGUACGACAAGGCGCGCGAGGACCCGGAGGAGCUGCGCCGGUACCGCGCGGGCGAUGCCUGUCGCAUCACCGAACUCCAGGCAGAGCUGGAGACGCAGCUGACACUCCAGGGCGCCACCGCCAUUGAGGACAAACUGCAGGACGGCGUGCCGGAGGUGUGGAUGCUGACGGGCGAUAAGGUCGGCACGGCCAAAAACAUCGCUGCGGCGUGCAAUAUCUUGCCCGCGUCGGUUGACCCGCUCGAGAUCACCGAGGACGCGGUCCCGCCGCUGAAAGAGCUCACCACCGCGUCGAUGCUCGCGGUGCACUACGAGAACCGACACCUGCUGACCGACGCGCUCGAGGGCGGCGACACGGAGCGUGCUGAUGCUGAAACGGCGUACGAAAAUGCCGUGAUCCAGUCUCUUCAGCCAAAGUACCCUGUCGUUGCUGCCAUCCGCCAGGCGCUCGAGGAGAAAGCAGCAGAGAUGGCCAAAUCGUCCAACUCGGCGCGCCACGCGCUUGUUAUUGACGAGAGGGCAAUCGAGCUGUGCGGUAUGGCGAUGCCCAAGCUGCUCGCGUCGGUAGCCAACGGCUCGCGCUCGGUCGUCGCAUGUCGUGCGCGCAAGGACCAGAAGGCGCAGCUGCUCCAGCUCAUCCGGAGGCGCGUGCCCGGCUCGGUCUGUCUCGGCAUCGGCGACGGCGCCAACGACGUCGCGAUGCUCAAGGCGGCGCACGUCGGUGUGGGGAUCAUCGGCAAGGAGGGAGCACAGGCAGUGAACAACUCCGACAUCGCCAUUGGUCAGUUCCGCUUCCUGCGCCCACUGAUGUUCGUGCACGGGCGCAACAUCUACCGGCGGCUGCCCGUGCUUGUGUUCUACAUCUUCUACAAGAACAUCAUCGAGACGCUGGUGCAGUAUUGGUUCACAACGUCCGCAGCCUGGUCGGGCGAGACGCCCUUCGUGCAGCUGGUGAUUAAUUGGUACAACAUGUUCUAUACCGCCAUUCCGAUCAUCGCCUUCGCCUUCAACGACUCCGACCUCCCGGCAGAGGUCGCGGAGGCGUCCCCAGCCGCGUACCAGAUCGGCCUAGCAGCGCGCUGGUACUCGCAUCGUCGCUUCUGGCUCUGGCAGCUCGAGGCGCUGUACUUCUCCCUGGUGGUGCUGUACGGCCCCUUCCUCGCGCUAAGCGUUGCCGCGGCUCACACCCAGGACGGCGCGACGCCGGGCCACUUUGAGGUUGGUGUCGUUGUGCAGAACUUGGUCGUCGUGUGCGCGACGAUUCGCCUUGUGCUCGAGCUGCACGUCAUCACCGUCGUAGAAGUGGUUGCCUACGUUGGCUCCCUCAUCUUCUGGGCGCUCAACCUCUACAUGUUCAGCGAGGUCAACGCGCCGGCGGGCAUGUGCUACGAGUGUUGGGGCCCGUGGAACGACGCAGCGACGGUCCUCUUGUCGCCAAUUACAAUGCUGACCUCCCUCGUACUUGGGGCGAUCGUCCUGACGCCGCGCUGGGCGAGCAAGGCGUGGAACGCCGUCCGCGGCUCGGAGACGAAGGAGAUGCGAGCGACCGCCAUCGCUGCUGUGCGCCCAACCCGGCAGACGAGAGGACGCCGGACGAAGAUGGCUAAACCGCCGAUGAUGCGCAAGUAUUCGUCGAAAACGGCUGGAGAGGCGGGCUUCGCGUUCAGCGUCGACGAGAGGUCGGCGAGGAGAGCGCUCGGUUUUGAUGCGAAAAGACCAGCGUGA
This is a messenger RNA of Emiliania huxleyi CCMP1516, 4035 nucleotides long. RefSeq lists its product as hypothetical. The record is from RefSeq and is a predicted model, not a curated record. Gene Ontology annotation, biological process: phospholipid translocation. Gene Ontology annotation, cellular component: plasma membrane. Gene Ontology annotation, molecular function: ATPase-coupled intramembrane lipid carrier activity; magnesium ion binding; ATP hydrolysis activity. The transcript is spliced from 3 exons. Lineage: Eukaryota; Haptophyta; Isochrysidales; Noelaerhabdaceae. Bases 1 to 4035 code for a protein of 1344 amino acids.